UGGAUAAAGAAGAAAAACUGGCCUUGUUUCAGACCUAUCAAUGAUAUCACGUGAUUUUUUCCCUCAACGAGAUUUUGCGAGAUUUCAAAUAUGGCAGUCGAAAUUGAAUCCACAGAUGUUGUGCGUUUGAUAGAGCAAUAUCUAAAAGAGAGCAACUUGAUGCGAACAUUAUCUGUCCUUCAAGAGGAAAGUGGUAUAUCACUGAACACUGUUGAUUCAGUUGACAGUUUCAUAUCAGACAUCAACAAUGGACACUGGGAUACAGUGCUUCAGGCCAUACAGUCGCUCAAACUUCCCGACCAGAAACUCAUUGAUCUCUAUGAACAGAUUGUUCUAGAACUGAUAGAAUUGAGAGAGUUGGGUGCUGCAAGAUCAUUACUAAGACAGACAGAUCCCAUGAUCAUGAUGAAACAGAGUCAAGCUGACAGAUAUGUGCAUCUUGAGAACAUGCUGGCAAGAUCCUACUUUGAUCCUCGUGAGGCAUACCCAGAAGGUCAGACUAAGGAAAGACGAAGGGCAGCUAUAGCUCAGGCAUUGUCUGGAGAGGUGAAUGUUGUCCCUCCUUCACGUCUUCUUGCCCUCCUUGGUCAAGCCCUCAAAUGGCAGCAGCAUCAAGGAUUGCUCCCUCCAGGUACCACAAUUGAUGUGUUCAGGGGAAAGGCUGCAGUGAAAGAACAAGAAGAUGAAAGAUACCCAACACAGCUUAGUAAAAGCAUUAAGUUUGGCCAGAAGUCUCAUGUAGAAUGCACAAGGUUCUCACCAGAUGGCCAAUAUCUCGUCACUGGAUCUGUCGACGGCUUCCUAGAGGUGUGGAACUUCACAACAGGCAAGAUUAGAAAGGAUCUCAAGUACCAGGCUCAGGAUAACUUCAUGAUGAUGGAUGAUGCAGUUUUAUCAAUGAACUUCAGCAGAGACUCAGAGAUGCUGGCAUCUGGGGGACAAGAUGGGAAAAUUAAGGUGUGGAAGAUCAGUACAGGUCAAUGUUUGCGGAGGUUUGAGAGAGCUCAUGGUAAAGGUGUCACCUGUGUAUGUUUCUCUAAAGACAGUAGCCAGCUUCUCAGUGCAUCAUUUGAUCAAACAAUAAGAGUUCAUGGUUUAAAGUCAGGGAAGGCAUUGAAGGAGUUCAGAGGUCAUUCAUCAUUUGUGAAUGAUGCCGUGUUUGCUCCAGAUGGACACCAUAUUCUCAGCACAAGUUCUGAUGGCACCAUCAAAGUUUGGAAUCUUAAAAGUACUGAAUGUCAAAACACAUUCAAGUCACUAGGUGGAGUAGCAGGAAGUGAUAUCACAGUCCAUAGUGUGCACCCUCUCCCUAGAAAUGUGGAACAAUUUGUUGUUUGUAACAGAUCUAACACAGUGGUCAUAAUGAACAUGCAGGGACAGAUUGUGAGAAGUUUCUCCAGUGGUAAAAGAGAGGGUGGGGACUUUGUAUGUUGCACUGUAUCACCAAGGGGAGAGUGGAUAUACUGUGUGGGGGAAGACAUGGUGCUGUAUUGCUUCAGUAUCUCCAGUGGGAAAUUAGAGAGGACUCUUACAGUCCAUGAAAAAGAUGUGAUAGGAAUUGUACACCAUCCUCAUCAGAAUCUGAUUGGGACUUACUCAGAAGAUGGACUCUUGAAACUAUGGAAACCAUAAAA
Owenia fusiformis is the source of this 1634-nucleotide messenger RNA. NCBI's taxonomy places the organism in Eukaryota, Metazoa, Annelida, Polychaeta, Sabellida, Oweniidae. The record is from the annotation of a GenBank genome assembly.